This is a messenger RNA of Culicoides brevitarsis, 965 nucleotides long. Its product is annotated as trypsin-1-like. NCBI's taxonomy places the organism in Eukaryota, Metazoa, Arthropoda, Insecta, Diptera, Ceratopogonidae. Gene Ontology annotation, biological process: proteolysis. Gene Ontology annotation, molecular function: serine-type endopeptidase activity. The coding region runs from base 11 to 817 and encodes 268 amino acids. The transcript has a single exon. The record is from RefSeq and is a predicted model, not a curated record.
AUCAACUGAAAUGUUGUGUUUUUCGCUCCUACUUUUAUUUAUUGCCUCAAUUUCCGCAAAGGAAAAUCGUAUUGUUGGCGGAGAAGAUGCCAAACCUCACGAAUUUCCGUACCAAGUGUCACUUCAAAUGCUCUAUCACCCCGAAAAUGGAACUUACGUUCAUUUCUGCGGAGGAACGAUCCUCAAUCCAAAUUUCGUUUUAACUGCAGCUCAUUGUAUGAUUGACAAAAGUGCUGAAUUCCGUGCCGAAAUGAGAAUUAUUGCUGGAGCUCAUGUUUUGAACACUACAAAUGGACAUGAACAAAUUAGGAAGCUCAGUAAAUUCGUUGCUCACAAACAAUUCCGUGGCGGAGUGAAUCCCUUUGACAUCGCCAUCCUAAAAGUUUCGAAACCCUUCAAGUUUAACGAUCAAGUCAAAGCUGGAACAUUGCCUCCAUCGGAUUUCAAUGCAACUGGAAAAGCGAUAAUGUCUGGUUGGGGCUACAUGUCAAAUGAUUACUCUUAUAUUCCUGCGGAAACACUACAAAAGGGCCUUGUAGAGAUCUAUAAUGACACAACAUGUCACGAAAUGUGGAAAGGCGGCAAGUAUCACGACACAAAUAUCUGCGCGGGAGACAUCAAAGGAGUGCCAGCAGCGUGCAAAGGCGACAGCGGCGGUCCAUUUUCGCAAAAACAACCAAAAAUCGACGAAACGUAUGUCAUUGGUGUCAUCUCGUGGGCUCAUUAUCCGUGCGGAAGGAUGCUUAAACCAACUGUCAUGGUCGAAACUUCGCAUUUUGUCACUUGGAUUCGUGACAAUAUCAAAGCUAUGAAAUAAAUCGAGUUGAAUAAACGUGUCAGCUAUCGUACGCUUAAUGACUACGACAAACGACGAGCUUCGUUGUUAAUGAUAAUAAUCACAUUCCAUCUCUGUAUUGAUUCUCAUGACGGAGUUCCCCCGUUUUAGUCGUUCAUUCAACAAUUUU